Molecule: messenger RNA, 743 nt
Organism: Mycotypha africana
Lineage: Eukaryota; Fungi; Mucoromycota; Mucoromycetes; Mucorales; Mycotyphaceae
Exons: 4
Coding region: 21-359 (112 amino acids)
Source: RefSeq, a predicted model, not a curated record
UUUUUUUUUUUUGGCCACGCAUGAAUUUUUGGAUGAGACGAGUGGGCUUAAUUGCCCCCUCUCUCCCAUUGCAUGAACCCUGUUUCCGUAGUAUGCUCUGCCAUCAGCGCCAUCUAUUUAAUAUAUACAGACAAAUACUUGAAAUGCAUCUGUACAAACAAUAUUUAUUCAAACCACAAACAGUGGCUGCAUAUUCCGAACAGGAUUUUAUUGUCAAGUUCUGGUCGUAUGCUUUUGAAGAGGUUUUUUCAGCAACGGUGGCCUGUGCCUGCACUGGGAUACUCACCCGAAAAAAGCAAACCAAGGAAGCAAUGAAAAUGAAGACUGCUUUGCCAUUCAAUGAAUACGAAGCAGUCUGAUUCAUCUGUUGCCUAGUUUGCUAAAAAGGGCCAUACCAAGCAAACUGUACAAUGAUAAACUGAAAGAAGUUCUCAUAUCAAAGUUUCAUUUGAAUAAUGCACUUCUUUCUGGUCUUUCACCAGCCAAUGCUAUUAUUCCGUUAAUUCAAAUCAUGGGUUUCAACUGCCAGUUGAAUGUCCUAAGAUACGUCGAAGGAUUUUACAUUUUAGAAAAUGUUUAUUCUGUCUUCUUCCCCACCACUCACCACGAUAUAAGGGAUAAUGGUGUUGUAUCCAAGAUACAACUAUACGUCUUAAGCUACAGAACGACUUCAGUACCUGCUUUAUCAUUCUCAUGAUAGUUUUAGUUCAGUUGUAUUAAUAGUUGAAUACCCGUUAAUAACC